Molecule: messenger RNA, 1853 nt
Organism: Arvicola amphibius (Eurasian water vole)
Lineage: Eukaryota; Metazoa; Chordata; Mammalia; Rodentia; Cricetidae
Gene: Zbtb8a
Product: zinc finger and BTB domain containing 8A
Exons: 5
Coding region: 218-1540 (440 amino acids)
Biological process (GO): regulation of transcription by RNA polymerase II
Molecular function (GO): RNA polymerase II cis-regulatory region sequence-specific DNA binding; protein binding; DNA-binding transcription factor activity, RNA polymerase II-specific
Source: RefSeq, a predicted model, not a curated record
UUGUUUCUCCCACGUUGGGGCUACUUGUUUUAGGGCGCACAGCCUCGGCUUCGGAAGGGGGUGCUUCCCCCACCGGGAACCGGGAAUUGCUGCGCAGCGCGCACGAGCAGCCAGAGCCCCGCGACAUAGCUCCUUUUGUGACAUCAUUGACUUGGAGUCUUUCCUCUUUGCCUUCAAUAAUCUUCAGGUGUCAAGACUAGCAUCUGUACAUUCCAGAAUGGAGAUCUCCUCCCACCAGUCACACCUCCUGCAGCAACUGAACGAGCAGCGCAGGCAAGACGUGUUCUGUGACUGCAGUAUUCUCGUGGAAGGCAAGGUCUUCAAAGCGCAUCGAAAUGUCUUGUUUGCUAGCAGCGGCUACUUUAAGAUGCUGUUGUCCCAGAGCUCAAAGGAGACGAGUCAGCCGGCCACAGCCACGUUUCAGACCUUCUCCCCGGACACCUUCACAGUUAUCCUGGACUUUGUCUACUCCGGCAAACUCUCUCUUACUGGACAGAAUGUCAUAGAGGUGAUGUCCGCCGCGAGCUUCCUUCAGAUGACUGAUGUCAUUAGUGUAUGCAAGACUUUCAUUAAAUCUUCCUUGGACAUCAGUGAGAAAGAAAAAGAUCGCUAUUUCAGCCUCUCCGAUAAGGACAGCAGCUCGAAUGGUGUGGACCGCCCCUCUUUCUACAGUAGCAGCUGGCAGGAGGAAAGCGCAUCUCCCCGUUCUCACCUGAGCCCAGACCAAGGCCCAAGUAUAGUAAGUGGAAAGUUGUGGCCCAAGUACAGUUACCACGCAGCGCCCCAAAGGAGUGCUCAGCAACCGUUGGCCAACGAACACAGGAAGGAUGCCCUUAAAAAGACCAAGCACUUGAGACUGUCGCAGCCUUCUCAGCCUGUUCAUCUUAAGUCGGGUAAAGCAGAAGCACGGGCGUCCGAUUCCUCCAGCCACAUUUCCCAGUCUGAAGAGCAAGUACAGAUCGACGCUGAAGUAGACUCUGCGCCGGCUGGCUACCAGUACAGCCAAGGGUCUGACGUCACAUCCAGGAGCUUUCCAGAUGAUCUGCCCAGGCUGCGAUUCAAGUGCCCAUACUGCACGCAUGUUGUGAAGCGGAAAGCAGACCUCAAACGCCACCUGCGCUGCCAUACAGGAGAGAGGCCCUACCCGUGCCAAGCUUGUGGGAAACGCUUUAGCAGGCUGGACCAUCUGAGUAGCCAUUUCCGAACAAUCCACCAGGCAUGCAAACUUAUCUGCAGGAAAUGCAAACGCCAUGUGACUGACCUCACAGGACAAGUGGUCCAGGAGGGGACCAGGCGCUACAGACUGUGUACCGAGUGCCUGGCCGAAGUCGGCAUCGACAGCCUCCCUGUCGAGCUGGAGGCCGAGCAACGUUGCAUGUCCCCCGCGGACGGAGAGAAGGAUUCCAGAUGGCAUCUGAGUGAGGAAGAGAACAGAUCCUAUGUGGAGAUUGUAGAGGACGGGUCUGCCGAUCUGGUCAUAAAACAAGUUGAAGAUAGUGAGGAGGAGGAGGAAAAGGAAAUCAAGCCCAACAUUAGGUAGCCUGAAGCGUGACUAGUGACUCGUCACCGAGCUGGCGUGCCUGAGUUUACAAGGACAUCUGUAUCUCUCCGUUGAUGGAUUUCUCCUGCUGACUUAGAAGUGACCUGAUGUAACUUGCAUGCUUUCCGAAUAGGUCAUUGUAUCCAUUCUGAACUGUCGCCCUGAAAUACAUCGCUGCUCCGGGAAGACCUUGCUUGCACUGGCAUGAUGGAUGAUCGGUUCCCCUUUCUGUUAUUGUGCAGAUGCCAUUUUCCUUAAAUAUUGGAAAAAUCUAUUUAGCAAACUUUUUUGAGUAAAUAUUUUAAAUAAAUCA